AUGACUUCCACUGUGAACCCAACGUACGCCCCAGGUGUCGUGCAUGACACCAAGAAGCAUGACGACGCCCCCGAGUUCGCCAUUCUGGCUCAGCGCAUCGACGCGCUGACCACUGUCCUGGCUGCGUCUGCCCAGGGCCACUUCCAGCGUAACCUCGUCGCAGCGGACAUCGGCAACCCCGCCCCCCUGGGAUUCUUCGCCUUCGCCAUCACCCUGGGGCUGUACAUGUGCGUCGAGGCCCGCAUCGUCGAGCAGGCAGCCCUCUUCUACGUCCUCCCCUUGGCUAUCUUCCUGGGUGGACUGGCCAUGUACGUGACUGCCAUCCUGGAGCUGGUGCGCCGCAAUGCCCUGGGCUACUCCGCCUUUGGCGCCUAUGGCACCUUCUUCAUCGCCGUGGGCGUGCACGGCAUGUGCGAGGCUUCGGGCCUCUUCUUCCUCCCCGCCCCCAAGGGCCAGCAGGCCCUGACCGCCCUCUUCGGCAUCGUCUCCCUCGUCUUCGCCGCCGUGUCCGUGGCCAUCUGCCUCCUCCUCCCCAUCGCCUUUGUCAUGCUCGCCGUCCUCUUCUUCACCCUGUCUGCGGGCUUCGUCAACCCCACCGCCACCAAGGCCGCCGGUUGGUGGGGCCUGGUCACCGCCGCCGUCGCCAUGUAUGCCGGCGCCGCCUUCCUAUUCGAGGAGAUCUGGGGCAAGGAGAUCCUGCCCAUCUUCUACACCAAGCCCUACAAGGUGCAUGCCGCGCACCUCUUCCCCCGCAUCUCCACCAGCGACCCGCGCUCCGUCACCGCCGGUGUGCCCUACCCUGGCCGCCCCGAGAUCCACCGCGGCGACAACCAGGUGGCUGGACAGACCGCGCCCUCCCUGGUGGACCUCAACAGGGUCAAGAGCCCCCACAACGGCGCGGACCACGUUUGA
Molecule: messenger RNA, 912 nt
Organism: Auxenochlorella protothecoides
Lineage: Eukaryota; Viridiplantae; Chlorophyta; Trebouxiophyceae; Chlorellales; Chlorellaceae
Exons: 4
Coding region: 1-912 (303 amino acids)
Biological process (GO): succinate transmembrane transport; acetate transmembrane transport
Cellular component (GO): plasma membrane
Molecular function (GO): acetate:proton symporter activity
Source: RefSeq, a predicted model, not a curated record